UAUUUUGGUAAAUAUACUCUUUAGAAUCAAACAAAAAAUAGUAAACAAAGACAAAAACGCAUACAAAUUUUCCAGGAAUUCCGACCGAGAAAAAAAGCCAGACAACUUGGCCUUGCUUUUUUUUUUCUCGCCUGCCAAACAAGCUUUCCUUUUCUCUGCUGUUAGGCUUGAGCUCAAAAUUCUCUAUUAUCUCUCUUCGAUUCUGAGGAGACAAACACCAAUUUGCUUACUUUAUUAUACAAUAAACUAAGGGUAAAGCUUCUUCCGAGAGAGAGAGAGAUGGUGGUGAGAAAGGUUGGGAAGUACGAAGUGGACGAUCGGCGAAGGUAACUUCGCGAAGGUGAAGUUUGCUCAGUGCACAGAGAGUGGUGAGAGUGUCACCAUGAAAGUCCUCGAUCGAAGCACCAUCCUCAAGCACAAGAUGGUUGAUCAGCAUCCAACCGUUGAAGAAAAGAUCAUAGAAGAGCUUAAAUUGGUUAUACCUGAAGGAGAAACUGAGAAAUCGCAGCUUUUUGAGGAAAAAGAGCUAAGUAAGUUGGUUUAUUUGCAUGCUGCAUUGUGUGAGUCAUUGAGGCUUUACCCACCAGUUCCAAUCCAACACAAGGAGCCCACUCAAGUGGACACAUUGCCCAGGGGGCACCGUGUGCACCCGAAAAUGAAAAUACUUUUCUCUUUGUAUGCAAUGGUGAGGAUGGAAUUUGUGUGGGGAGAGGAUUGCUUGGAGUUCAAGCCAGAGCGAUGGCUAUCUGACUCAUGAACAAUCAAACAUGAGCCAUCUUACAGGUUCUUCACGUUCAAUGCAGGACCGAGGACUUGUUUGGGGAAAGAAGUUGCUUUCACUCAAAUGAAGGCGGUUUCGGCUGCAAUAAUCCAUAACUACAAUGUUAGAGUUGUGAAAGGUCACCCUGUGGUUCCUAAUGCUUCUAUCAUUCUCUACAUGAAGCAUGGAUUGAAGGUUAGAGUUGCCAAUAGAUGGAUUUGAGAGGAGUACUUGGUUUGAUGAUGUUUUGAAGUGAUUUUUAGUUGGGUUGUGUGUUUGAGUUGAUGAUCUAUGUAUUUGAGUUUUGGUAUAAGUCUAUUAUGUAAUAAGGAAGUGUGUGUGUGUUAGAUUUGUUGUUUUUCACACUUCUCUGUCUCGUUUCUUAGUAGGGUUGUAAGUGGUUGGUUGGAUUUAGGGAUGGCAAUGGAGGACAAUGGGGUGGAUAUUAAUUCUCCAUCCCCAUUCCCCUAUAAUAA
Messenger RNA from Camellia sinensis, 1236 nucleotides. Lineage: Eukaryota; Viridiplantae; Streptophyta; Magnoliopsida; Ericales; Theaceae. The record is from RefSeq and is a predicted model, not a curated record.